Rodentolepis nana is the source of this 690-nucleotide messenger RNA. The record is from the annotation of a GenBank genome assembly. Lineage: Eukaryota; Metazoa; Platyhelminthes; Cestoda; Cyclophyllidea; Hymenolepididae.
AUGGACACGAUUCCAAAGAUUUUAGUCCCUCUCUCUACCCCCAUCCUUCUUCGACACAUCAGUUAUCUACAUUCUCCUUUCUUACUAACUCAUCCCUCAUUUAAUCAAAUUCCCUCUCUUCACUUCCUCACACUUCUUUUCACUCUUUUCUUUCUCUUGUUACCACCACCAACACCUCCUACUUCUUCUUCUCUUCACAAAUCCGCCUUUCAUUCCCAAAAUUAUCUCAUGCAUAUGUGUCACAGACAUUGCCAUUAUCAGCUUCGAAUUCCACCCUCCACUGAUCGAGGGCCUCGACCGCAUAUUCCACAACUGAAUCAAUCACCACAACUACCUCUACUUCAGACUCAAUCACCCACAACUCAACUUCAAAUUCCUCAUACUCUUUCUCCCAAAUCAAUCUUUCAUUCCACUAACGACCUUUACCUCCUCACGCCUUCCCAUCCCUACCCCUUAUGGUUCUUCUCAAACUCCACCUUACCAUCACCCACACCCUCAACUUCACCUAACACACAACAUGCCUCAGUUCCACAGGAGGAUGCAUCUCACACUCUCCAUCACCGCCACCACCACCACCACCACCACCAUCAAUACCUCCACAUUCACCUCCUUACUCAACGCUUCCACCGCUUCACCCACUUCUCCUAUCUCCAUCUCCGAGGAAACACACCCUCCCAUAACCCACAUUAA